AUGAAGUCUGUUAUCGGUCUUGCCCUUCUUUCCGUUGCCUUUGCGGCUCCCUAUGAUGGCUCCAACGCUGCCGCUCUUGAGAAACGUCAGUUCGAUCUCGAUGCCUUCUUCGACUCGCUCAGCUCUCUCAUCGGCCAGUUGCCCAUCCCUACUCAGUCCAUGACGGAUAUCCUGACUUUCUCGACUUCUGUCUCUGGUACGCCCACUGAGGUCACCGCUGCCACAACCACGUCUGAUGCCUUCGAUGGCGGCCUUCCUUUUGACAAGCGCCAGUCUCCUAGCGAUCUUGAGGCGAUCAUCUCUUCUCUUAGCGCUCUCAUAUCUCCUGCCACAACCACCACGGAACCCAUUGGUUGCGCCACUGAUGUUGUUGGUGUCCCUACCACUGUCAACGGCGUUCCUACUGAGGUCUCAAGCGUUGCUGCUGUUCCUACUACUCCCGCUGUCGCUCCCUCGGCGCCAAAUCCUGGUGCCCCUGCCCCCGCUGUUCCUGGCGGUGUUUAA
Messenger RNA from Fusarium musae, 504 nucleotides. RefSeq lists its product as uncharacterized. Bases 1 to 504 code for a protein of 167 amino acids. The record is from RefSeq and is a predicted model, not a curated record. Lineage: Eukaryota; Fungi; Ascomycota; Sordariomycetes; Hypocreales; Nectriaceae. The transcript has a single exon.